GCAUACAUGUUUAGUUUGGCCGAGUGUGGCAAAAUUGGUUUGUUGGAUUCUUGGUUCAAGAAAAACAGUCGUAGACUUGUAACUUAAAGUUGUAUGAAAAGCUGGCAUAGAUUUAAACUCAUUAGAUGUCUAGCGAUGUUCAGAUAAACGACGAGGAUCAGCAACCUGUUUUAAAAUGCAGAAAGCCUUCUUCGUCUAAUGGUUUUUUUACGUUCAUCAAACAUGGGGGAAAAAUAGAGGAAGGGAUUGAACACAAUCAUUCUCUUGGAGAAAUGGGCAGAAGUGUUUGCAAUGUUGCUGGUUGUAGCUUUACAGUAGAAGGAAAAGAAACAAGGAGUCUAGUAAACCAUUUAAAGACACACCAAAAAGAAUAUGUGCAGUUUUUGUCCAAAUGUAAAGAAAAGGUUGUAAAAGUCAGGGCUGUGCCUCAUAAUGUAAACACAGUCGAGACAACAAUCAAAGAUCCACCAACUGUCGAAGAGAAAAUUGUAGCAAGUCAAGUUUUCCAAAUAAAUGGAGCUGCAUCACUUCCCUCGCCCAACCUGACAGUAGAUAACUGUGACAAUAAGUUACCUGUUCUGCAAGAAAAUGUGGAAAGGGGGUCACCUCAAAGACAGUGUCUGUCAGAACUACCUCUAAAUUCUCCUCUCACUAUGCCUGUGCUCCUUCCACUUGGUACCACUCUAAUUGUUUUGGAUCCCUCAACUCUUAAAAUCGUUCGUGCCAACUCCAGUCAAAAUUUACCGCCGAAAGAAAAGAAACCUUCGCCCGUUACCGUGAUCGUAGAAAACGAACCACUUGGAAAUACUUCAGCGUCCUGUGCAACUCCUUCUCUCUUGAAAUGUAGCCAACCGACAGCUAAUCCUAAUUCCCCUGUUGACAAUGGCGCAUUAGCGAUGAAAGAACAAAAAUUCAUUUCCCAGAGCAGUACCGUUCUUUCCACAGAAACUCUUGAUGCUAGCAUUACUGGGAGCGAAUCAUUAGAAGCCGUCCAUGAGCAUCUAAAAGUAACCGCCUCAAAGAAACAACCUAGCGUUCUCGAACAGCCACAACAACCUUCAAUUCGGUCUCUUGAGAAACACUCCGAUCUGCUUUCUGUCAAUCAACUGGACACCACAAAAAUGUCACCACUGCAGGUUGAAAAUACGGAAAAUUCUUCUUCAUUAAUUGAGAAAUCUGCUCGAACAAAUGACAGUCAAGCUGGUUUACUCAGUAAGGACGUCCCCCUGACAGCCGUGUCUGAAAUGACGGAACUACUGGAGCCGAAUUCGCAUGAAGAGUGUGCGUCAACGAGCCCUCUGAACAGCUUUAAAAAAAGUCUGCCCAUGGCAACUGGCAUAACCGUAGCUUCGUUUGCUAAAAUCGGUGAUGGGUCUGAGGAAAGAGCUCAAACUGCUUUGACGUCGAUGCCUCCACUCCUGGAAUCUAGUGUACCGGUUAAAGAACCUCUUGCAGCCGCUUCGACAUCACAUUCUGAGGAUUCCCCCAACAGUAAUAAAUCUGCUGUUAAUAGCCCUACUAUUCCACAUGCGGAGCCUUCGCCUAUUACUGAAUUGGACGUUCUUCAUGCUGGAUCUGUAUCUGGUACCACAAAUGUUUGUGACAAGUCUUCAGGUGAAACGGUGGACGAAAGAACGCAUCCGGUUUUCCAGUUUUUUAAAUUUAAUUCCGUCCAUGGGAAGAGUGAGUGCAUUGUUGAUGGCUGCGGAGUUUUACGCAAUGGAAAAAACCCGGCAACUCUUAUUAAUCAUCUGCGAGUAAAACAUCCUAAAAAGGCAUAUACUGAGUUCAUGGCCAAGUGGACAACAAAUUGGGCUCGACCAAAAAGAACGACAACAAUGGUUAACGUUUCCAACAUAGCCCAACCGUCAAAGAUACUUCAAUCAGCUCGUGCAAGAAAAUCCAAGAAGAAGAACUCACCUUUACUAGACGAAAAAGGAAUUGAACUAGUGCCUUCUUCAGUGAUUGUACCUGAUUUGGUGUCGACAGGAUCGGUGGCUCCCCAAGGUUCUUCCGAUGGUGGACCAAUUUCUAACGAAAAUCCUUCAGUUGGUUCAAAUAUGCAUCAAGCAAUUCUUACAGAUGGCGAAAACUCUGCAACCCAUAGCUACAGAAAAGAUUCUUUUAAUGAAAAAUUGCAUCCGGUUUAUCGUUAUUUUACAUUCCGUGAGGCAACAGAAGGGCCAGCUGAAGUUACCCAAGAUAGUUGUGUCAAAAGCCAGUGCAAUUUUCAGGGCUGUAACUUUACUAUCAAGGGAAACAAAAUGGCAAAUCUCAUGCUUCACUUGAGUUUGCAACAUCGCGAUACAAAGGAAUUUGCUGAGUUCGUAUCUUUGAAUGACAAAUAUGAAGCGCAGCGCCUUAAAUCAAUGGACAACCCGUCAGACCGAAUUCAACCACGAAAGAGGCCCCUUGCGAAAAUUGCUGGCAACACCUAUCAAGAAUACCUUGCUUGCCGCAAAAAACAACGGAAAGACUUGGGCGUCGGGACUGCAAUGUCAUCCUCGUUGGUAAAGGGUCAGCAAAAUAUUCGUAAUCAACCAACAACUUCCAUUAUGGACGACCAACAGAUUUCAUCAAACGUUGCUAAUAAAGCAACUGCUCAGUUACCUGUCCACACUCCGGAACAAGAACUCGACUUUAUCGGACCGGACAUCCCUUUUGAAUAUUCUUCUUUAAGAACAACCGUUCGUGAUCAACCUUUGCUCGAUUCGACGUUUCCGAACUAGGACUUUCUACAAUUAUUUACCUUAUUUCUUAUACGUUUGGAAGAAGUCAACAAGUUUGUGUUAAUUUACUGCAAAAGGAAAGAUAAGCGAGGAUUUUUUUUUUAGUCACUGGAGAGCAGCGAACCAUCGAGAAAAGAUUGUUUGUGGAUUUUUGUUUUCUUACGUCUGAAUAAGUUUUAUUAUUUGCUCGUGUCAUUUAAUUUUUUUUUUUUAAGUGAACUUAUUUUUUUUUUUUUGUUAACCAAGAAACCAAUUAAACUUAACUUUGAUGUUA
Molecule: messenger RNA, 3003 nt
Organism: Daphnia pulicaria
Lineage: Eukaryota; Metazoa; Arthropoda; Branchiopoda; Diplostraca; Daphniidae
Exons: 11
Coding region: 126-2729 (867 amino acids)
Source: RefSeq, a predicted model, not a curated record